Messenger RNA from Saimiri boliviensis boliviensis (Bolivian squirrel monkey), 687 nucleotides. It is a transcript of the gene RPL39L, whose product is annotated as ribosomal protein L39 like. The record is from RefSeq and is a predicted model, not a curated record. Gene Ontology annotation, cellular component: ribosome; cytosolic large ribosomal subunit. NCBI's taxonomy places the organism in Eukaryota, Metazoa, Chordata, Mammalia, Primates, Cebidae. Gene Ontology annotation, molecular function: structural constituent of ribosome. Gene Ontology annotation, biological process: translation.
CUGCCCGCCGCGCGACAACCGCCUCAGAACGCCGGUUGGGGCCGACGCGUCUCGGAGACUCAGGGACGCCAAGGCCCCUGCGACGAGGUGGCAGCAGCUCGGCCGGAGGCGUCAGGACGACGAGCGGCUUCCGGUGGUUGGCGCGCAGACCUGAGGGAGCUGGGCCCCCCUUCUCCGCCCGCGCCCCAGGCCCUUGCAGACCGGGAUUCGCGUCCUGGGGUGAGAAAGCAGCAGUGGCCGGACCGCCGAUUUUAUUUGGAGAAAAGCAAGCAUCUUUGCCUCUUUGGAGUAGGAAAUUCAGACUUGGAAAAGUGGUGUGGGGUUGACUGUUUCUCACCAUGUCUUCUCACAAGACUUUCGUCAUUAAGCGAUUCCUGGCCAAGAAACAAAAGCAAAAUCGUCCCAUUCCCCAGUGGAUUCAGAUGAAAACUGGUAAUAAAAUCAGGUACAACUCCAAAAGGAGACAUUGGAGAAGAACCAAGCUGGGUCUAUGAGGAAUUGCACAUGAGAUGACAUGCAUAUUUAUGCUAUAUCAAGAUUAUGAUCAUCUUACAAUAUCGAGCUGAAAAUGUCACCACUAUCUGGACUAUUUGCACAUGUUUUACUUAGAAUAUAUCUUUCUCUUUUUGUAUAUGCUCUGUGCUAGUAAGGUGGAUUCAGCAAUAAAUAUGUGAAAGCUUUUGUUUC